AUGGCGGAUAGUUAUCAGAGCCGCAUUCAAGAGAUUACUCGGAAACUGCAGACGGAGCAGCGUGUCAAGGAUGCCACAACCGUGAUGAGGACGCGGCAUACCAAUCCUACGGCCAUUGCUCAGUGCGAGAUUACACUGCAGGAAUCCCAAAAGCGCAUCGACUAUCUGACAAAGGAGAUCGAGAAGCUGCAAAUCCGACAAUCUCACCAGCAACAACAGCAGCGUAUCCAACACCAACAGCAGCAACAACAGCAGCAACAUCAACAACAACAACAACAUCAACAGCAACAGCAACAACAAAAGCCCAACAGCUUCCAGGGCCAUGAAUACGCCUCCGUGUCGGACUCGAGUAUGGAUCCCAUUCUGACAGGGGAGGACGACUACAAAGACCGGGAUCUGGUCUCAAACUCCGGUAUUUACCUUGCUGGCGACUUUGGACCUAUUCCAGUCAUCCAGCCGAGUUACUCGUCUGUCACGGGGUCGACCGUCUCACUGGGCUCGGGCACCACAAUGGACUCACCUCACCUGGACCAAGCCCUGCUGGAAUUACCCAAGCGACCAGCCUACACCAAUCUUGGCAAGUGGAAAAACGCAAAUUACUCGAUAAUUGCGCUGGCUCAGAAAAUGACGCCGGCGCCUGUCAAAUAUCUCCUCAAGUCCAGCACGCCAAUUACCACAGCAAAGAUCUCUAACAAGCUUCGUGACCUGGCUUUCAAGCUCGAUGUGGAAAAGAAACUGAAGGCCGGUUCGGAGCGUCUCGCUGUGCUGUACAAGAAUGAUCCUUCGAUGGGCGACAAAAAGAACAGGGCUGGCGUCCAUGGGGAACUCUUGGAGAGUAACGAAAAGAUUGUCCUGUUGAAGCGCGCCCUUCAAAAGUACCAACAGCUCUUUGUUCCUGGCAUGGAGGACGAUGAUGAGGAUGAACCUGAAGUGACUAACAGAGUUGGAGCUGGUCUACGCAAGCCCAACACUGGAACUUUGCAGAUCCGUGUCAUUGCAGUGAAGCAGCAGAACAACGCGCCAACAAGGACAUUGAAGGCGCCAGAGACAUUGUGUAUCAUCAAGGUCGAUGGCGUUCCUCGUGCCAAGACUCGCCCCGUUCGCUCGGGCACUCAGGGUGCUCGAUGGAACGAGGACUUUGACAUCCCGGUAGAGAAGGCAAGCGAAGUCGAGUUGACACUGUACGAUAAGCCAGACAACCAUCUUAUUCCCAUCGGAAGUCUUUGGGUCAAGAUCUCUGAUAUCACUGAUGAGCUGCGUCGAAAGAAGGUCGAACUGGAGAGUGGCCCAGGAUGGGCACCCGCUGGUGUGGCUGGUCAGGUCUCAACGAAUGGGAAUGGACAGUUGGAUGGACAGGCAGCACCCGGAGUCGCAGGGUACGGAGGAGGAGGGUUCAACAACGGAAACGGCAACAACAACCAAGCCGCUACAGUGGAUGGAGUUGAGAGUUGGUUUGAUCUUGAGCCUGUCGGUCAGGUCUGCAUCAAGUUCAACUUUGUCAAGGACACGGUUGGAGUGAAGCGAUACCCCUCGAGGCUCGGUCGUGCAGGAGCUGUCCGUAAGAGAAAAGGAGAGGUCAAGGAGGUCAAUGGACAUCAGUUUGUCGUCCAGCAGUUUUACCAGAUCAUGCGUUGCGCUCUUUGCUCUGAUCUCUUCUCGGGCGCUGGCGCUCAAUGUGAAGACUGCAAGUAUACCUGCCAUCGCAAGUGUUUCGAAAAGGUUGUGACAAAGUGUAUCUCAAAGUCCAAGGCAGACGUGGAUCCAGACGAGGAGAAACUCAACCACAGGAUUCCCCAUCGAUUCGAGGCAUUCACCAACCUCUCUGCCUCCUGGUGCUGCCACUGCGGCUACAUCCUUCCCCUUGGAAAAAAGGGCGCAAAGCGCUGCACAGAGUGUAGCGUUACAAGUCACGCUACCUGCUCCCAUCUGGUUCCUGACUUCUGUGGCAUGGAUAUGGAAAAGGCCAACAUGAUUCUGAUGGAAAUCAAGCGUGCGAAGAGAAACACAACCGACAACAGGGUGAACUCGACAUCGACCGCCAGCUCGCGUUACUCGGUUGCUCGCCCCACUCAGUCCGAAUCUGGACUCUCGUCACCGAUCGACAACCGAUUCCCAGCAGGCUCUCAGCGGAUGGAUUACAGCCAGCGCCCCGAUCCUGGCUCGCCCGACUCUCGUGGAUCAUACAGACAGCCUGUUUCGCCCCAAUCACCGCUUUCUGGCCACAAUGCUUCGAUGGGCGGAAACCAGUCUCAGACUCAGCCUACCUCGCCUCGUCAGCCGCCUCCAAAGUUGCAAAUGCCUCCUCACUCCAACUCAGGCAGCCCCUACUUGGGUCAGGGACCGAUUCAUGGAUCGCCUGCCUCUAUCGACCAUAGCUCGCUGUCGCUGAAGCAAGAGUACGAGGUCGAGGAGCCUGGCCAGUUGCAGCUAGAGAUUGAGCAGCAGAUGAUGAUGCAACAGCAGCAGCAACAGCAGCACCAACAACAACAGCAGCAGCAACAACAACAACAACAGGAGCAGCAACAACAGCAGCAGCACCUCCAUCAGCAGCAAGAGCGCCUUCACCAGCAAGAGCUUCUGCAACAGCAAGAGAUGGCACAUCAGCAGCGCCUCCAGCAGGAGCAGCAGAAGCAGAUUCAACAACAGCAACUUCAACAACAGCAGCAGCAGCAAAUGCAACAACAACAGCAAAUGCAACAGCAGCAACAACAGUACCAGCAGUACCAGCAACAACACCAGCAACCUUCUUAUGGUCAACAGAGAGCCACGAGCCACACCCAGCAGCAGCAAAGGCCCAUGCACGGCCAGCAGCAACAACAGAACCAAGUCGCAAAGAAGUCAGGCCAACAAGUUGGUCACCAACCCCGCAAGGUUGGUCUUGAGGAUUUCAACUUCUUGGCUGUCCUGGGCAAGGGUAACUUUGGAAAGGUCAUGUUGGCUGAGGACAAGAUGACAAAGGGGCUCUACGCCAUCAAGGUCCUGAAGAAGGAGUUCAUUAUCGAGCACGAUGAAGUGGCCAGUACUCGAUCGGAGAAGCGUGUUUUCCAAGCUGCCAACAAGGAGCGCCAUCCUUUCUUGGUUGGACUUCACUCAUGCUUCCAGACAGAGACCCGUAUCUACUUUGUGAUGGACUAUGUCUCCGGAGGAGAUCUGAUGUUGCACAUUCAGCGCGAGCAGUUCUCGGAGCGUCAGGCCAAGUUCUAUGCUUGCCAGGUCUUGUUAGCUCUUGAGUACUUCCACAAGAACAACAUUAUCUACCGUGAUUUGAAGUUGGACAACAUUCUGUUGGCUCUGGAUGGACACAUCAAGAUAGCCGAUUACGGUCUGUGCAAGGAGGACAUGUACUAUGGAUCGACCACCAACACCUUCUGUGGUACCCCCGAGUUCAUGGCUCCCGAGAUUCUCAGUGAACAAAAGUACGGACGUGCCGUCGACUGGUGGGCGUUCGGUGUGUUGAUCUACGAGAUGUUGCUCGGACAGUCGCCAUUCAAGGGAGACGACGAAGACGAGAUCUUUGAGGCCAUCUUGGAAGACGAGAUUCUUUACCCCAUCAACAUGUCGCGAGACUCCGUCUCCAUCCUUCAAAAGCUGUUGACUCGUGAUCCUGAGAAGCGUCUUGGAAGUGGCAAGACGGAUGCGGAGGAGAUCAAGCGCCACCCCUUCUUCAAGGGUGUGAACUGGCAGGAUAUUCUGGACAAGAAGGUGCCUCCACCAUUCUUCCCUAAGGUCCGCGGACCAACCGAUACCUCUAACUUUGAUUCUGAGUUCACUCGCGAGAUCCCAGUGCUGACGCCCGUCCACAGCCAUCUGACGGGUAACGACCAGGCCAACUUCCAGGGCUUCUCGUAUGUUGCCGAAUGGCUCUAA
Molecule: messenger RNA, 3867 nt
Organism: Linnemannia hyalina
Lineage: Eukaryota; Fungi; Mortierellomycota; Mortierellomycetes; Mortierellales; Mortierellaceae
Source: the annotation of a GenBank genome assembly